Apaloderma vittatum (bar-tailed trogon) is the source of this 2160-nucleotide messenger RNA. RefSeq names its product rho GTPase-activating protein SYDE2-like. The coding region runs from base 1 to 2160 and encodes 719 amino acids. The record is from RefSeq and is a predicted model, not a curated record. NCBI's taxonomy places the organism in Eukaryota, Metazoa, Chordata, Aves, Trogoniformes, Trogonidae. The transcript has 8 exons. Gene Ontology annotation, biological process: signal transduction.
AUGGAUGUUGAAAACAAAGAUUUAAUAGAAAAUGUUUACAUAGCUUCGAGAAGCAGGAAGGGACCCAGGUGCCCCCAGGCCAGCGAGGUCCCCGAGCACAGGCCGCAGGUGAACAGCAUUACUGUUUCCAAGAAGCGCAGCUGGCUGCAGCAGAGCACCCACCGACCUCCUCUUCCGCCUCCUCCUCCUCCUCCUCCUCCUCUGGAAGAAGAAAAUGCCUGUAAGGAAACGCACAGGGCUGUUUUCCUGGUACCGAAAUCUUCCAUCCCGCUGCCUGAACCAGCAGUGCCGUGGGCUCCUUCCAGAUCACCGGCGGGGCGGGAGCACCCUGGGCAGAGCCGCGCUCCUGCGGGUGCCCUGCCAAGCACUGCCAGCCCCACGGUGGACUUUGGUGAGGACAAUGAUGCGGAUGAUGAAGGAGAAAUAUGGUACAACCCGAUCCCUGAAGAUGACGAGCCUGACUUGCUGAGGGUUCGCCCUCCUGCUGUGAAUAGCCCCGGUGCUGCAGGCUCCCCGUCAGUUCGGUACAAAAUGCCCACUGGGGGUGACUCUGGGGUGGCCACGAGUCCCCGUGAGGAUCCCCCUUGCUCCGUGGAGAGCGUGGGGAGCAGUCGGCUGGCUCAGCCCAGCGAAGCGGGUCAGGCCGAUGCCGCACACCUUGGGGAGCUCGUGCAGCAGCACCGGCAGAGGUUUGCCUACAAGGCUCCUGGUGUGCCAGCGGUACAGGACAAUCCUGCCCUCAAGUGCCCGUCAACAGCAUCAGCACCUGCUGGCUGGUUUCGUUGCACCUGUGCCCCAGGAAUGCGGCCACGUCUGCUUGUGUGGGGGACACAGCACAAACAGAUCGAGCUGAAUGCAGCGGGGUCCGGAGUUCUACUUGCACACAAGGCUGAUAUACCCUCAACAGAAGUUUCUCCUCCAAGUCCCAGUCCUUUGAAAAAAAGUGGAUCAAUCAACUGGCCUUUUCCUGAUAGAAUUAAAUCUCCCAGGACUGUGAGGAAGCUUUCCAUGAAGAUGAAAAAGCUGCCAGAGCUUAGCAGGAAGCUGAGUGUCAAGGGAACUUCAAGCCAUAGUAGCUCAGGUAAUCCUCCUUCCCUGCCGAAAGGGAGCUGCCGGGAUACAAGCCAUACAGUGUCUUUGCCGUCUUCUGGAAACUCAACCACCACUGCCAGCAGAAACGUCAUAAGUCGUUACCAUCUCGACAGCAGCGUGUCGUCACAACACACCUACAAAAAGAAAAGCUCAAAGAGCUCCAAAUCUUUCAGCAAAGGUGGUUACCUCAGCGACGGCGACUCUCCUGAACUUAUAGCAAAAUCAGGUAAACAUGGUCAUGAAAGCAAGUGUGGGAAAGGAAAGGAAAGCCUCCCAAGUAACAGCGGUAAAACCGAAAUAGAUAUCGAUGCCUUCAGACACUACAACUUUUCUGAUCAACCCAAGUGCUCUCAGUACAUCUCUGGACUCAUGAGCAUUCACUUUUAUGGUGCUGAAGACUUAAAGCCACCAAAAAUAGACUCAAAAGAUGUCUUUUGUGCAAUACAGGUUGACUCAGUAAACAAAGCAAGAACAGCCCUGCUUACAUGUAGGACAACGUUUCUAGACAUGGACCACACGUUCAACAUAGAAAUUGAAAAUGCUCAGCACUUAAAGCUGGUGGUGUUCAGCUGGGAGCCCACCCCGCGGAAAAAUCGGGUGUGUUGUCAUGGAACUGUGGCUCUUCCCACUCUCUUCCGAGUGACCAAGACACAUCAGCUGGCUGUCAAACUGGAACCGAGGGGGCUUAUUUAUGUCAAGCUGUCGCUCAUGGAGCAAUGGGAGAACUCUCUCGAUGGCCUCGAUGCAGAUCGGGAGCCGGUGAUGUUCGGGGUAGAUGCUCGAAAAGUUGUAGAGAAGGAAAAUGCGGGUUUGAUGGUGCCGCUUUUGAUGCAGAAAUGCAUUUUGGAGAUUGAAAAGAGAGGCUGCCAGGUGGUGGGCCUGUACCGGUUAUGUGGCUCCGCGGCGGUUAAGAAAGAGCUUCGAGAGGCGUUUGAGCGGGACAGCAAGUCUGUUGUUCUCUGUGAAAGCCAGUACCCCGACAUUAACGUCAUAACAGUGUACCUUGCUGCAAGCCUCAUUGACGAUGGUGAACUUCUGGUGACUGUGCAGGUCCUGCUGGACUCUUAG